AUGGCUACCCAAAGGAAACAUUUGGUGAAAGAUUUCAAUCCUUACAUCACCUGCUAUAUCUGUAAAGGGUAUCUCAUCAAGCCAACUACAGUGACGGAAUGCCUUCAUACCUUCUGCAAGACUUGUAUUGUCCAGCACUUUGAAGAUAGCAAUGAUUGUCCAAGGUGUGGCAACCAGGUUCAUGAGACAAACCCAUUAGAAAUGUUGAGGUUGGAUAACACACUAGAGGAAAUUAUAUUUAAGUUGGUUCCUGGACUACGAGAACAAGAACUUGAGCGUGAAUCUGAAUUUUGGAAGAAAAAUAAGCCUCAAGAAAAUGGACAAGAUGAUACUUCAAAAGUUGACAAGCCUAAGGUAGAUGAAGAAGGUGAUGAAAAUCAAGAUGAUAAAGACUAUCACAGAAGUGACCCACAAAUUGCUAUAUGUCUAGAUUGUUUACGAAAUAAUGGACAAUCAGGGGACAAUGUAGUAAAGGGUUUAAUGAAGAAAUUCAUUCGGUGUUCUACACGUGUAACUGUGGGAACUAUUAAAAAAUUUCUAAGUUUAAAACUAAAACUUCCAAGUUCUUAUGAGUUGGAUGUGCUGUGCAAUGGUGAAAUUAUGGGGAAGGAUCACACUAUGGAGUUCAUCUACAUGACACGAUGGCGACUAAGAGGCGAAAACUUUCGGUGUCUGAACUGCUCAGCUUCGCAAGUCUGCCCUCAGGAUGGCCCUUUGUAUCAGUCAUACCCCAUGGUAUUGCAGUAUCGACCAAGAAUUGAUUUCGGUUAG
Messenger RNA from Rangifer tarandus platyrhynchus (Svalbard reindeer), 771 nucleotides. The record is from the annotation of a GenBank genome assembly. Lineage: Eukaryota; Metazoa; Chordata; Mammalia; Artiodactyla; Cervidae.